Molecule: messenger RNA, 9611 nt
Organism: Musa acuminata AAA Group (dessert banana)
Lineage: Eukaryota; Viridiplantae; Streptophyta; Magnoliopsida; Zingiberales; Musaceae
Product: trans-Golgi network-localized SYP41-interacting protein 1-like
Exons: 10
Coding region: 318-8315 (2665 amino acids)
Source: RefSeq, a predicted model, not a curated record
GCGAAACCCGAUACCGACUCGGAAUCCUUUAAAUCUCAAUCUCCGAGCACGACUCCCGACCUCCCCAACUCAAACCGACGCCUCCCGUCUCCAUCGAGCAGAAGAUGAAGAAGAACACCAUAUGACGGAGACACGAAGAAGAUCCUAGGGUUUCGAUUCGCCCCCCUUAACUGGAGCGAUCCGAUAGCGCUAGGGCUUCGCGCUGGGCGGACUUGUCCGUCAGAUCUCGCGGUAUCGGUGGGGCGAAUGCUGAUGCACCCGGGGCUCUGUUGAUCUCCACACCGCCGCUCGGAUUGCAGUUGCUUCUGACGGAUCCCAUGGAUAAAAGCAAGAGAUCUGAUCUCCUCGCCGCCGGUCGUAAAAAGCUUCGACAAUUUAGGCAGAAGAAGGAUCAGAAGGGCGGAGGCAAGGAUGGCCAAUCCUCGAGCAAUGGCAUUAAGCUGGAGAAGGAUGUUGAUCCUGGUGAACGAACGAAGAAGAUCUCGGAGCCUGAUCCUGGCACUUUGACUUCGGCUAUUGAUUCUGAUGUAUCGGAGAUGGACUUAUUAGAUCCGUCAUCUGCUGUCCAUCAUGUGGAUUUGCGUGGUGUGGAUUCUGCACAAGUGGUUGACCAAGGAUCUCAGGAUGAAGGGGGAGAUGCUGAACAAGCGCCGAUUGAGCUUCCUGUUGUCGGUGAAGGCUCAUCAUCAGCUUUUGAGAUAGUUCAUGAGGAAGUGAGACCUCCUGGUUUGAAACAACAUGAUGAUGAGAGCUCAGAUGUUGGGAUCUUGGUCAUCGAUGGUGAAACACAUGAGACUGGUGGAAAUGUUCUUUUGGUUGCUCUGGAUACCGAUAGGGAAAAACAAGGAGCCACCAUGGCUGAUCCCGGUUCAGGACUUGAAGCAGCUCAAGAUGUGGUUGGAUUGCCUUAUCUACCAGGUGAAAGAAAUAAGGUUCAAGGAGAUCCUGUCUAUUCAGCUGAGAACUCUGGGAUAAUGGUCUUGGGGAUUGAGAGUGGGAAAGAGGAUCAUGAGAUGGAGAAAAUUGAGUUCCAGACAGAUGUUAUCGCCUCUAAAAAUCUUGAAGUGGAGAGGGCUCCUGAAGCAUAUGGUUUUCCUAUUCUAGCUGAAGAUUCUCAAGAGUUGGGUACCAAUUUUUACCAUGAACAUGAUGAAAUGGCACCUCAAGUGUCAUCAGACAGGAUUAUUUCCCUUGAAGAUAGUUCAGAAAUGUCAUUGCCAUACCAAGACACUUCCAUUAAAAACACUUCAGCAGAGGGACUGACACCUAGACACCAUGUUGUUCCCAACUGGAGCACUUCACCUGGAGAGAAAUCAGAAGUUCCAUACCUAGUUACUAAUGAUAAGGAUAUUUCAGCCAACCAAAAUUUGGAGAUGGCUUCCUCCAACACUGGUACUUCUGAUGAGAGUAUUCAAAUAGAAGAAUACUCUGAAAAUCCUUCUUCAAGCCAGCUUACAUCUGACAACACUGUUUCCCUUAGAGAAAAUGUGGAGAUUCCUUAUUUUCUGGAGACUGACUAUGCCCAAGAAAAGGAAGAAAUUUCAGCUAUGGUUGAUGGAGAAAGCCUAAGAACUACUGUUGAAGAAAAACGCUUACAUCAAACUGCCCUUGAAGAGGUGGUACAGGUUCAGUGCAGGUCAAGUGGGGAGCUUCCAGAAGAAAUUUCUUCGUCACCUCAGGAGAUGGCCGAAGAGCUUAAGGAAGAGGACUAUUAUCCCAUGUCAGGAUCAACAGUCCCAGUUUCCUCAUCAGUGGAAUGCUAUAUGCUAAACAGAGUUGUUCAUGAUGGUGUUGCGGAUGAAUUGGACAAGUUUACAAGGUAUCUUUACUUAACAAGUGUUGCAAGGGAUUUUCUUCAGUUUCAGCUCGAUGAGCAAACUGAGUUGAAUCAUGAGAUCUGCAAGCGUUCUUCUGUAGAACAUUCCAAACUCCAGGGUUUUCUUCAAGAAACUCACAGAAACAACAUAGUUGUCAAUGAGGAGCUUGCACAGUGCAGGUAUGAGCUCGGAGCUAUGCAUGCUGUAAAGGAGGAACUCGAGAUCAGAUUACUUUCUAAGAAUGAAGAACUUGAAUUACUUAAUAACAAUUUUUUGGAGUUGCAGAGCAACCUCAAAGUGUCCCAACAAGAAUUGGUUCAAUUGUCUUCUGAGUUAUCUGCUUGUAGGUGUUCUCUUGAAACAGCACAGAAAGAAAACGUGAACUUAAUUACAAGCCUCACGUUGGAAACAGAUUUAAGGAAGAAAAUUGAAGAGGAAAAGGAGUUUCUAGCCAGUCAGAAUGCAAACCUCGCUUCUGAUUUGUUGGAACAAAAUGAGAGGCUAUGUACUGCCCUUGAUAAACAAAACCAACUUGAGUGCAUUAUAAAAGAAACAGGGUCAUACUUUGAGCAACUUGCAGAGGAUAACCUGUAUCUGUCAAGCAGUUUAUCUCUCCACAUAGCAAAGCUAAAAGAGGUGGAGGCUGAGCAUUUCGGGUCAGCUCUUCUCUUUAAAGAAGCUGAGUUUCAAGAAAAUGAUUAUCAUGCUGAACGAGUAGCUCCUCAUGAUGUAGCUGAAGAUUUGCAAAGUACAAAGGGGACUUCAGGAGUGUCAUGUCAUGGUCAAAGUCCUUUGCUUCGCAAGGUUGAUAAUGAGCAAUCUGAUAGUUUUUCCAUCUUGGGUGUUCUGAAGGGGCAUGUACAGCAUGCCAAAGAUAUACUGCAGAAUCUUGAAAACUCAAUUGAAGGGCUGCACUUGUAUUCAGUGUUGUCGAGCAGGUCAGAUGGGAGAGCUGGAGCAUCUGGAGUAUCAAAACUUAUAAAGGCCUUUGAAUCAAAAGAAAAUACUGAAAUUGCAUCAGAGGAAGUGCAUGUGUCCAGGGGAGGGCUGUCAGAUGAUUCAUAUGCACUAACUAAGGAACAAACAUCCAGUCUUAGAGGUACAAUUGAGCAGAUAGAAUUGGAGAUUGGAAAAGCUGAAGUACAUAUGGGUAAGGAAUGGAAUAGAAGAACAAUAUCAAAAUCCUUUCAGAUGGAUUCUCAAUCUCUAAAGCAGAAAAGUGAUAGUAUUCAGGCAAAAAUUGAUGAGCUUGUAGGCAACAUGUCCAAGAACUCAUGCAGAAUAGAAGACUUGCAAAAUCAGUUUGACGAAAUACAGCAAGAUGUUCAUGAUCAGUCAAUGAAAAUUUAUAGCCAAGUGGAGCUGUUGCAAAAUGAAAUGAAUGAAAAUUUUUUUAUCUCAAAUCAAGAAAGGGACUCGAUUAUGGAUGCUAUUCUUGGGGCCAUUGAAAAAUUAAAUAAAUAUACUGCAUCUCAGAUCUCUGAUAACUGUGAUGUUGGCUCACAUGUCAUGGCUUCAGUUGAUGCUGCCACUAAAUCAUUUGUCAACCUGCAUGAGAAACUAGAUGCCGCCAAUUUGAAAUACAACACUCUCCAUGAUUCAUAUAAUGAACAAAACAAACUAUUAAGUACUGUCCUAGAAAGGAAUGAGUUCUCUGCCAGUCAAAUGCAUAAAAUGUAUGUGAGCCUUUGGGAACAUCUGUAUGAAUCACAUAAAAGCAUUGGGACAAUAGAUGCGGGUAUGAAAGCUGAUGAAAUUUUGCAACUUUUACCUGAACGCUAUGAAAUGCUUAUUAUGCAUCUGAGGAAGUUGUUGGACGAGCGGCUUCUCUUCAUAUCUAAAAAUAAUGAGCUAGAGUCAGUGUUGUUGACCAAAAACGAAGAGAUCCAAGAUCUGAACAAGUAUUCUGAUGCUUUGGCAAAAAAGUUGGAGGACCUACAACAUGCCAAAAAUGGACUUGAGGCAAUUUUGAUGAAGAAAGAUGAAGAGUUUGAGGAAUCUAACAAAAAAUGUCUUGAUUUGGCUAGUAAGUUGGAUUGUUGUGGAUCAAAAUUUGAUCUUUGCGCUCCCAAGUUGGCUGAAAGUGCCAAAGUCACUCAGAUGUCUGACAGUAUGAACAAUGACUCAUUUAGUUCCUUAAUGCAGCUAGAGGCAUUAGUUGGAUCUCAUAUUCAGGAACAUGAAGGGACAAUUGAACAACUUAAAUUGUCAAAGAAAUGUUUAUUAGAAGUUAAUAUAUUUCCUGAAAUUUCAUAUGAUAAUUUGUCAUUACCUUUGCCGAUGUUGCUUAAGGUUGACUUUAUACCUAGAGUGAUGGAACUGCAGGCUCAGUUGGACUCAUUGUGUGUGUCAGACAUUAAACAUGAAAUUGACCUUCAAUUUUUCAAGGAGUAUAUAGGUACGAUGAAGGAAGCUCUUGAAGCAUCUCGCUCAGAAUUACAUUUGAAAGCACGUGAGUUAGAGCAAUCAGAGCAGAGGCUUUCUUCUGUCAGAGAGAAGCUUAGUAUUGCUGUUGCAAAAGGUAAAGGAUUAAUUGUCCAGAGAGAUAGUCUCAAGCAUUCUCUAGCGGAAAAGUCAAGCGAGCUUGAAAAGUGUCUUCAUGAAUUGCAGUCCAAAGAAGCAAUGCUUCAAGAAGCUGAGGCCAAGCUCAAGUCUUAUUCAGAAGUGGACCGAAUAGAAGCUCUAGAAUCUGAGCUUUCUUAUAUUCGGAAUUCUGCAACUGCUUUGCGAGAUUCUUUUCUUCUUAAGGACUCUGUUCUUCAGAGGAUUGAAGAAGUCUUGGAAGAUUUGGAUCUUCCUGAAUAUUUCCAUUCUAAAGAUGUAGUAGAGAAAAUUGAAUUGCUGUCCAAAAUGGUUGCUGGAAAUUCUUCUUUUACAAUGAAUGAUUGGGAUAAAAAAAGUUCUAUUGGGGGAUCACAUUCUGAUGCAGGUUUUGUGGUCAUGGAUUCUUGGAGGGAUGAUUCUCAGGCAAUUUCAAAUCUGGAAUUUGAUGAGUUGAAAAGCAAAUAUGAGCAGCUUGAAAGAAAGUUUUAUGGUUUGGCUGAGCACAAUGAUAUGCUAGAACAGUCCUUAGUUGAGAGAAAUAGCCUUGUCCAGAAAUGGGAAGAGAUGCUGGAUAAAAUUGAUGUGCCCCCACAAUUGAGUAUAUUGGAGCCAGAAGAUAAGAUUGAGUGGUUAGGAAAAACACUUUCUGAGACCCAGGAUGAAAGAGAUGCAUUGCAAAUGAAAAUCAAGAACCUUGAGGCUUCUUCUGAUAUGCUUGUUGUGGACUUAGAAGAGUCAUACAAGAAGUUAUCUGAAGUCAGUGCAGAGGUUGUAGCUAUUAAAUCUGAAAAAGAUUUUCUUUCUGAGAGUUUGAAUAAACUAAAUUUCGAAUAUCUUGGACUUUCCGAGAAAGUUGUACAACAUGAUAUUGACAGAGAUAAUUUUCAACGAGAAAUAGAUUUCCUGCAGAAAAAGUUGGCUGAGAAGAUUCAAGGGUGUGAUAUGGAGAAAGAGAUUUGGGGACUGAUCAAUCUGGUUCGUAAUGCAUUUUAUGAAUCUGAUAUGUCUGUAGCUCUCUCUGAUGGUAAUGCAAUCAAGCACUUGGAAGAAUUAGUGAGUAAGCUUGUAGAUGAAUAUACAAACCUCACAUCAGAGAAAGUUUUGCCCAAAGAUGCUGAGGAGCUUGCUUCUAAUAAAAGCACUUUGGCCAUUGGUGACAGUGUAACAGGAGAUGUUCUACAUGAUAAAGAGCAGGAAUUAAUCAAUAUGAGAGUAGAACUUGAUAAGGCUAGUUCUCAUGUGGAUUUGGUGAAAAAUGAAAGGGAUGAAGCCAUUGAUAGGUACCAUUCUUUGAUGUUGGAAAUAGAGGCACUAAGUAGACAACAGAAAUUAUUGCAGGAAGAGAUGACUGCUGAGAUGGAAAAGAACAAGUCCUUAUUAUUGCAGUUAGAUAUGAUGCACAAAGAAAAGAAUGCUUUGCAGGAGCAGCUUACUCAGGAGGAGGAGAAGUCUUCUUCCACUAGAGAGAAGCUAAACAUCGCUGUUAGAAAAGGGAAGGGACUAGUGCAGCAGAGAGAUGGCCUGAAACAAGAAAUCGAGGAGAUGAAUACUAUGAUAGCACAUUUAAAAUCUGAGAAUAAUCAGCGAGUAGAAGCAUUUGAAUCUGAGAAAAAAAUAUUAGUGAAUCAAUUGGCAGAGGCUGAACAGAACUUGAAAAUUAGUAACCAGACACUCAGUAGAUUGUUAAGGGCUUUAGAUGGUAUAGAUGUUGGCACUGAAAUUAAUAACACUGAUCCUCUUCAGAAGUUGGAAGAAAUAAGGAAAAUAAAUAUCAAGUUGCAUUCAUCCUUAGUUUCCGCAGAACAAGAAGCAAAGAAAUCUAAACGAGCAGCUGAACUGCUUCUAGCUGAGUUGAAUGAAGUCCAAGAGAGGGCUGAUAUCCUUCAGGAGGAACUUGGGAGGGCAGAAGCUGCACUUUUACAGGCCUCUAGACAGAAAGAUGAUGCUGAAUCUGCAAGAGCUGUUGCGCUCCGUCAUCUUGAGGAAAAUGAUUUGCUGCAUUCUGAGGAAAGGAAGCAGCAAAUUGACAAUCUGGUUGAGUUAAAUUCUGGCAUUGGUCAGAUAAAGAAAGUCUGCUUUGAAUUUUCUGAUCUUCUUAUUAAUACUUUUACAAGGCAUGCUGACCUCUUAAGCUAUAUCGGGACCUUUGUGGAAUCUAUUGAGAAACAAUUAAACUGCGAAAUCGUGACUGAUCUUCCAUCUGAUUGUCCGUUUCAUGAGGAAAAUUUAAAUUCCCAUCAUCCUGUUUCAGAACUUCAGUUGUAUGAGCUGUCUGAGGAACAGUCGGUAGCUGAAAAUAUUGGUUUUUCCAUUCAAUAUGUGCUUGAAUGUGUAAGCGAGUGUAAUGACUUGAAGAGAAAAAUUCACAAACACUUCUUUUCAUUUGACCAACAAGCAAGUCAUCUGUUGAAAAUCAUGGAGGCUGUUGAAAGGAAGUUCUCUUCACAAAAGGAGGAAUCUGAUUCUUUAGAAAGGGCCAUUGCUGAACUUGAGUUGUCAAUUAGGGGCAAAGAGAAUGAAAUUUGUGUGAUAAAUAAAAAUUUAUCCUUACUCUACCAAGCAUGUAGCGAUUUGAUCACUGAUAUUGAGAAUGGAAAUUCCCAAAUAGCUGAGAAUAAUCUAGCCCUUAUAGGGCAAUCUGUGACAAGAUCUAGGCAAUCACCAAGUGAAAUUGGCAGACAAGAUAUAGGAAAUCACCAAAUUCUCACAGAUGACUGUAUCAGAUCAUUGGUUGACAAGUUAUUCUUGAUUGUUAAGGGCACUAGAAAUGAUGAAACAACAGAACUGAAAGCUAUGAUCUCGGAAUUACAAAGAGAACUUGGGGAAAGGGAUGUUCAUACAAGUAGAAUUGCUGAAGAGCUUGUAUCUCAGAUAAGGAAUGCUGAAGCAGUUGCAAAGAGAUCCUUGACAGAACUUGAUUCUGCAAAAACUACAAUUUGUAGUUUAGAGAAGCAGGUUGAAUCAAUGGAGAAUGAUAACAGAUUAUUAGAGUCAAGAGUAGCUGAGCUAAAAGAUUUGGAGGCUUCAAUAAAUGGACUACAUGAAAGGAUUCAUUCCUUAAAUGAUUCUUUAACUGUGAAAGAUCAAGAAAUUGAAGCACUCAUGGAAGCACUUGAUGAAGAAGAGGCACAAGUGGAAGACCUGGAAAACAGGAACAAGGAGCUCAAAAACAUGGUAGAAGAAAAGAGUCUUACCUUGGAGAAUCUUGAAGCUUCUCAUGAGAAGACUCUAGCAAAGCUCUCAACAACUGUCACCAAGUUUGAUGAGUUGUAUAAUUUGUCAGAAAGCCUUGUCGCUGAGGUGGAAAACCUUCAGUCACAAUUGCAAAGUCAAGAAUCAGAGGUUUCAUUCUUGCGUCAGGAGGUAACUAGGUGUACCAAUGAACUUCUGGCAUCACAAGAGAUUAACAAAAAGCAUUCAUCUGAAGUUCAUGAGUUGCUAAAGUGGUUUGAUAUGACGAUUUCUCGUUUCGGACCGUCCAAUCUUCACAUGAAUGGUGAAGACAGCCAGAUUAGGUUGUACACUGAUAUAUUGGACAAGUCAAUAGCAUCUUUUAUGGCUGAAUUAGAUGAUUUGCGCAUGAAAGUUAGUCAACAAACCUGUAGGACCUUGCCAGGGCCUUCAGAAGUUGAACAGAUGAAAAAUGAAUCAGCAUCAGCGGGUAUUGUUACACAUAUGCGCAGCGGACGCAAAUUUAAUACCGACCAAAUCGCUAUCGCCAUAGACACAGAAAAAGAUGACCAUGUUAUAGACGAUGAGGAUGAUGAUAAAGCUCAUGGCUUCAAAUCACUGACGAUGUCACGCAUCAUCCCGAGAGUUUCAAGGCCUAUAACUGACAAGAUUGAUGGGAUGUGGGUAUCAGGGGAGCGGCUGCUAAUGAGACAGCCUACAUUACGCCUUGGGGUAUUAAUGUAUUGGGUUGCAUUGCACGCAUUACUUGCUAGUCUCAUUUGAUGUAAAUCUCACAUGAUAGGGAGGAAAGGGUGCAAGAAGAGAAAAGGAAAGAUAACAAAACAGUCCACCUCUUAAGGAACUAAAGAUGCUACCAGAGAGAAUGAAGAGUAUGAUUCAUAGAUGAUUCCAGAUCUUUUCUUUCUUUAAUUAUUAGGCAUUACCCUAAGCUUCACAUGCAUGGUGGUUAGAGAAUCACUAAAAUCACAUUUGGGCUUAUUGUUUUCUUAUUUGUUGGAUCUUAUGGAUGAUAUUUAAUCAUUAACUAUAAUUUUGUUUACUUUUUAUGGGAUCUUUUGUAUUUUUAUAUUCGGAUUUCAUUUGUUUUAUUUGAAAAGAUAUCUUAGAAUACACGAAUAACAGUCUUUUACAACAUAUUUUUACUUCCUCAUGUUUUAUUUUUAUUUUUCAUUUUUAAUGAUAUUUUAAAAGUUCUGUUUUUUAAUUAUUCUCCAUCACUCUGGUCUUGUUGAUAUGAUUUGAUCAAUGUUUUCAUCCUAAUUGAAUUAUCCCUAGACAAUCUUGAUGUCUAACUAUGCUCAAAAUGACUUAGCGUAGACAAAUGAAGGAAAUAGAACACUUGUAAGUUUAUUGCUCAUCUCUUGUAGUAACCAUAUAAUCACGAAGAUAACCAUAAAUAUGUGGAUGUUUGGGAAAGUUAAUUCAUGGAAUAUUUUUGUGGUAGUGAUAAGUUAGGGAGUGAGAAUUGUGUUAUAUGUUUAUGCAAUAUGUUGUGAUAGAUAGUCAUUAGAUAAUUUUGUCUAUUAUAUCUGUCACGUGAUUCUCCAAUUGUCCAUGUCAGAAGAUAAUAGUGGGUUGAAAUGUGCCUAUGGUUAGUAACAUGGAUUUUAGCAAUUUUGAGCAAUGGUUUUGGUUGAUCUGUCUGUAGAUCAUGACCUAGCAGCUGAUCAAUCGUGAUAACUAUUUUUUUUAUCGUGAUAACUAAGAUCAACAUAUGCAGAUUGACACAUACCUAUAUGGUCAAGAUAUAUUAAUCUGAAUGUGGCCUAGAAUCAAUUUUUCUAUGCAACAUGUGGGACAUGCAUGAUACCACAAUAUCAUCUUCAUUCAUGUACCAAUUUGAUUGUAGCCUAGAAUCAUUUUUACAUAAAAUGUGCCAAUGUGGGACAUGCAUCAUACCACAAUUACAGCUUCAUGACAUUGCUUUAGCAUCUUGAUGUAGCCUUAGUUUGAUAUUGAUUGUUAUGACUCAUCCUGACAACCUACUAGCCAACCUAAUAACUUGUACGGUAUGACGAUGUUAUUGGGGCAUCAACAACCUGACUGUUGAUACCUGAG